AUGUCAUUCCCAAAUCCACCGACAUAUGAACGUAAGUGUUCUUAUGAACACAAUAGUCAACAGGUAGGACCAUAAAUUUUUCAGAAAUGAUCCCACCACCUUUCAACCCGGAGUACGCCUCCUCUCAACCUGUUUAUCACAUGAAUAACCGCGUCACAGCGCCACCAUACCACUAUCAUGAAAAUCCGGCUUAUGAGAACGUGGUAGACGUGAACUCACCAGGUAUUAGAUGUGAACUAAUGUAAGCUUAUCCAACCUUGAAAUGUUCUAGUCUAUACCACGUUGGCCUCGGGUCCAAUGCCAACAACUACCAUAAUCAUCCGUCUGGAGCAGUUCCCAACCAAACUGCAAUGUCCGUACUGCCGUCAAGAUGUGAGUCAUUAUUCAAACACGCAAAACAAUCGAAUUAUUUCAGAUCGUGACUCAUACAAAGCCCGUCUAUGGUCUAUUAACCUGGAUUCUGUUCGCCGCUCUUUUUCUCUUCGGGUAAGAAGGUCCCAGACCAAUUAGGACUCGCUCGCUUCCUUGUUUUCGUGCUCAUCCAGCCGGGAAAAAUCGACAAUUUCAAUUUCUUUCCCAACUUUUCUUCCUUUUCAGCUGCUGGUGUUGUUGUUUCUUGCCGUUCUGCGUUCGUUCCUGCAAAGACGUGGUUCACCGGUGCCCCAAUUGUCGGGCCAUGAUCGGAAUUCAUCGACGAAUCUGA
Messenger RNA from Caenorhabditis sp. 36 PRJEB53466, 703 nucleotides. NCBI's taxonomy places the organism in Eukaryota, Metazoa, Nematoda, Chromadorea, Rhabditida, Rhabditidae. The record is from the annotation of a GenBank genome assembly.